AGAGAAGAGGAUAACGAGUUAACGAUGACCAAAGGAAAAAUGAACGAGUCUCGUCUCUCACGGUCGCGUUCUAAUUCCAAGGAGUUUGGUUCCUUUCACUCUCUUGCAUUUUCAAUUUGCGACGUGGCUCUUCCUUGUCCUUGUCUUUAUAAAGCCUUCUCCAACUCCUCCUCCUCUUCGACCAACCCCCCGGGGAAAAAAGAAAACUUUUUCCUUAACCAUGGCGAAGAUUUCACUGGCAAUCGGCUUAACAACUCUGUUUACUGCUUUGGGAUUUCUCAUGGUGGCUACCCUUAGUUAUACGAUUUUCAAGGAUGGCCUCCCAUUUCGUAAAGAGCUUCUCACACCGUGGAUGGUGGCGACUUUGAUUGAUUUCUAUAUUAAUGUUGUAGCUUUGGCGUUUUGGGUUGCUUACAAGGAAUCAAACUGGAUCAGCUCAAUUUUGUGGAUAAUUUUGCUUAUAGGCCUUGGAAGCAUUGCUACAUGUGCCUAUAUUGUUGUGCAAUUCUCAAAGCUGUCAUCUCAAGAAUCUUCACAAGAUCCUAUAUAUUAUGUUCUGAAGAAUCCAAACAAGAAUGGUGAAGAAGCAGGGCAGAAAAGGCAGCACUCGUCCGUUGUGACUCUGAGAAUUCUUUUUAUAGUUUUGGGUUUUUUCAUGUUAGGGACUUUGGUGUACACUCUCAUCACUGAUGGUUCCCCUUUCCGAAUGGAACUUUUCACUCCGUGGAUGACAGCAACACUUAUUGACUUCUAUAUCAAUGUUGUGGCUCUAGCAGUGUGGGUUGCCUACAAAGAGUGUAGUUGGAUUUCUGGAGUCUUUUGGAUAGUUCUAUUGAUAUCUUUUGGCAGCGCCACAACAUGCAUCUACAUCGUGUGGAAGUUAUUCCAGAUUACUUGCCAAGAUCCUGUUUACCUGAUCUUAGUGCGUCGCUGUGGUGACAGGGCAGAAAACAAGUAUAACAGGCUUUCUGGGGAGGCAGCAUAGCAUUGGAGCUGGAUUUUUCAUGAGCAAGAAGUGUUUAAGCCCUAGCAGCUAUAUGGUAUGGUGUUGCAGUUGAGACAACAGUGGUUUAUUGCCGAUACAAGUUUAACAUGUGGAAUUUGCUUCUCCUAAUUUAUAAUGGGAGAGACAGUCCCCAAGAGCAUACUGUCACGCCAGAUCAUAGAAAAUUGGUGUAGUCCAUGAAAUUGAUUGAUUAUACUACAAACGAGAUCUUAUAAUUAAAACCGGAGGUAAUAUAUAUGUAGCAUAUAGAAUACAUAGAUAUGAAAACUUGUUUGAGCAGUGACGAUAAUUUUUCAAAUUAAAUUCGACAAAAAUAUGGUUGGCUACUGUUUAA
Molecule: messenger RNA, 1340 nt
Organism: Neltuma alba
Lineage: Eukaryota; Viridiplantae; Streptophyta; Magnoliopsida; Fabales; Fabaceae
Source: RefSeq, a predicted model, not a curated record